AUGCUCAUCAAAGAGUCCCACGUCGACGUGCCUGUCACUGUCAAUGGCACCGAACAGUCUAUGCGCAUAUUUGUCUUUCACCCAACUAUCCCAGGCUAUCCAAAGGCCAAGUUUCCCGGUGUCUGCGUCUUCAGCGAGAUCUAUCAAGUGACCGGACCCGUGGCCCGCUUUGCCCGUCAGAUCGCGGGACAAGGCUACAUCGUUGCCGCGCCUUCUUCCUACCAUGACUUCACGGGUCCUGAGCCCCUAGCGUACGACGCCGCCGACACAGACAAAGGCAACGCGUACAAGGCGCAAAAGACACUCGAGUCGUACGAUGCCGAUGUUACAAGCACCGUCGACUACCUCCUGUCGCUGCCCACGUGCACUGGCCUCAUCGGGUCAACGGGCAUGUGCCUCGGCGGUCACCUCGCCCUGCGCGCUACAUUCGACUCCCGCAUAACAGCGUGCGUGGCGUACUUUGCCACAGACAUCCACUCCCGCUCUCUUGGCCCCCAUGAAGCCGCCAAUUCCUCCCCGGAGGCCCCCACCGGCAGCGCGCACACGCUGGAUCAUCUCCAGAAGCUGCAGCACGCCGAGGUGGCCAUGAUCUUUGGUAUCAAGGACACGCACGUACCCGACGCAGGACAAGACCUCAUCCGCUCCAAGCUGCGCGAGGCCAAGGCGUGCUUCAGCUUCUAUGAGUUUGCCCACGCGCAGCACGCCUUUAUCAGGGAUGAGCUGAGCAAAGGUCGCUACGACCCGGCCAUCACCAAGAUCUGCUUUGAGGUACUCCUCGAGCUCUUCACCAGAACCCUCAAGACCGAUCUUGGUCCCAGAGACGGAGCUGUGGCUGCGCCAGAGCACGUGUGUUAG
Emericellopsis atlantica is the source of this 855-nucleotide messenger RNA. Its product is annotated as dienelactone hydrolase. The record is from RefSeq and is a predicted model, not a curated record. The transcript is spliced from 6 exons. Bases 1 to 855 code for a protein of 284 amino acids. Gene Ontology annotation, molecular function: hydrolase activity. NCBI's taxonomy places the organism in Eukaryota, Fungi, Ascomycota, Sordariomycetes, Hypocreales, Bionectriaceae.